AUGGAUACAAAUACAGAUACAGAUACAUCAUUAUUAGAUGGGGAGUUUAGUUGUUUAAGUCAAUUGGAAAUUUUUAUAGAUUACAGUGACACGUACAUUGAAAGAAUGAAGAUACUUCGUCUUAAUGUAAAAGAUUUAUUAAAAUUUUUAGAAAAGGAAAUUCAAAAAUCACCGGAACCGACAGUAGUAGUGGAAGAUAAUACUGAAAGAAUCCCUAUAUAUAAACCAUCAAUGAGAUGGAGACUACAAAGAAUAGAAUAUUUUAUAGAAGAAUACAACGAAAAUUACUCUGAACAAUUGAAGUCAACUCAUGAUCAGCUAAAAUAUUUAUUAAAAGAUAUACAAAAGAUAAUAUCAGAAAAAUAA
Messenger RNA from Heterostelium album PN500, 366 nucleotides. The record is from the annotation of a RefSeq genome assembly. NCBI's taxonomy places the organism in Eukaryota, Evosea, Eumycetozoa, Acytosteliales, Acytosteliaceae.